GCUGUGACGUUGCCGUCGCUCCUCUCAAAUCGCGCGGACGGUCCACUGUGUUUGCAUCUAUCACGCGGCUCGAUAAAUGCCGCACGUCUCGAUAUUUUGACCCGAGAAAAGGAAUUUUGGAAGAGAAUAGCCUAUUCCAGAACAAGACUUAGACCAGCACGCUUGAAAAUGAGCGACGACACCGACUCGCCUCCCGAGAGGGAGAUGAAGGACUUCCAGUUUCGUCAGAUGAAGAAAGCCAAAGUCUUUCAGCCUUCAGGCGAAAUGCCAAGAGAGCGCUCGAGUUUGCUCGCAGUCUCCAACAAGUUUGGACUUGCGUUCGCCGGCUCGGGCGGCAUGUUCAAGGUCUACCGUACGCAAGACAUCCUGGCCGCUGAUAAACAGGACGGCAAUUCCAACACGAUAGUUGAAGGAAUAUCGGCACUCGUGGAGGUGAGGGUGGAUUCAACCCUCCAUAACUUGGCUCUCAACAGUGACGAGCUUACUUUAUCUGUAUGCGCCGUCUCCGGGGAGGCCACGCUAUUCGUCAGCUUCUACGACGUCCGCACCUUCGUUAACCAGGCACGAGCGCAGAAGUUUCCUUUUGCCUCGUGGCAGCCAACAGUGCCCCCGGAGACUCUGGUGCUGGACCUCAAGUGGAAUCCCGUUCAGGCAUCCAUGUUGGCAGUGUGUCUAUCCGACGGCAGUAUGUCCGUCCUGGACGUCGCAGACGACGUCCGAGUUCAAGCCGCUCUCCCCGCCUCUAGCGGCGUUACGUGCCUUUGUUGGAGCCCCAAAGGGAAACAGGUCGCCGUGGGGAAAAUGAACGGCACCGUCAGCCAGUAUACCCCAGCCCUUGAGGAAAAGAAAGUGAUUCCGUGUCCCCACUUUUACACCUCUGAUGACCCAGUCAAAGUUCUCGACGUGUUGUGGUUGAGGACAUUUUCCUUCGCUGUAGUCUACGCUGCUGCCGAUGGCUCCCCAGAGACCCCACCCGAGCUUGUGUUGAUCACAAUACCUAAGAAGGACGAAAAGGUGGAAACAAAGUACCUGAACUUCAGUGACACUGUGUACGGCUGCUGUACGGAGCGACAGCACCACUACUUCCUCAGUCACAUAGAAGACUGGAACCUUCUUUUGGCCGCGUCUGCAGCCUCCAUCGAAGUCAGCGUCAUCGCCAGACAAGAUGACAAGAUCUGGGAGCUGUGGAUGCUGGAGGACGCUAGCAGGGCUGAGCUGCCCGUUUCUGAGACCAGUGAAGACACGCUGCCCCUCGGCCUGGCCAUCGACUACACCAGCCAGCAGGAGAUCCGUAUCAGCGAUGAAAAGACGCUGCCCCCGGCUCCCACUUUGCUCAUGCUGUCCACUGAGGGAUUGCUUUGCCCUUUUGCACUGCUCAACCUCAACGCCGGUGUCAAGCAGCUGAUUGCGACCUGUGCUGCCCUCACAACAGAGGGCGAGAGACCCCCCAAGCCAGUUUCUCUGGCAAUGCAGUCUUCCAAAUCUGCCGCUCCCCUCCCGUCUGCCAUCCCAAACCUCGCCGUGACUUCAGUGGCCGCCUCCUCAUCUGCUGCGCCGCCCUUUAGCCUUGUUGCUCCUGCCCCCUCAUCAUCAUCGUCAUCGUCAGCCUUCACUUUCUCCUUACCGUCUGUCAGUGGCAACUCUGCCCCUCCCGCCUUCUCCUUGGGCUCGUCCGCCGCGCCUUUUGGCUCUGGGGCCUCGGGCUUCGCGUUCGGCAGUGCCAAAUCUCCGUCUGAAGCCCCCUCGGCUCCCUCUGCAUUCUCUUUCAGCACCCCCUCAAAUAAAGUCACAGCUUCGAUGCCCCAGAACCUCACCACUCCCUCCGUACCUGCAGCCAAACUCAAUUUGAGUGACAGGUUUUCAGCAGUAGAAGCCCCGGCAGCCCCGCCGCCGUCUUUCUCCUUUGCGACACCUAUGACCAAAGGUGUCGUCUCCAACGGCAGUGUGCCUGCCCUCGCUGCUGCCGCUGCCACCACCAAGCCAGCCACAGUGUCAACUCCAGUACGUCCAGUUCAAACCAGCAUUCCACCUGCGGCACUCCAAAAACCAUCGCCAGCGCUCCAGGGCCGCAUCCAAACCCCACAGGCAGCCGCAGUCGGAGUAAAGCCGGUGGAGAAGCAGCAGCAGCAGCAGCAGCAGCAGCCUCAGCCAAAGAAAGAAACUGAUCCCAUCAUGACUGGAAUACUGGAGGAGAUUUCACACUUCCAAAAGGAACUGGAGGAUUUUAAGGCAAGGAGUUCGGUGGCAGACUUUAAGGUUGGAACCAACGAGGAGAUGAAAGAACUUAGGAAAGAGUCCGAGGAUCUGAACAUUUUCACCUUGGAGAUUAAGGAAACCACAGAAUCUCUGCACAGUGACAUCGGCACGCUGAAGACCACGUUACUGGAGGGUUUCGCCGGGGCGGAGGAAGCCAAGUCCCAGAGUGAUCUCAGCAGGGACCGAAAUUACAGACAACUGCUGUACAAACGACCCCUGGACCCACGCAGUGAGGAACAGCUCAAGGAGAUUCGCCGGCUCUACCAGUACGUCAUGUUCGCUGUGGAAGAUGUCAACGAUGUUCUGGAUGUGGAAUGGGAGAAACACUUGGAGAAGAAGAAGAAGAAGAAGCACAUGCUGGUGCCUGGGCGCGAGGGUCUUUUCACCACGCUGGCAAACAACUUGUACAUCAUCAACCAGCAGAAGAACAGGCUGGACCAGCUGGUCAACAAGCUCACCUCGCUGCACCUCUACAGCAAGACGGACACUCCCACGGCCACCCGCAACGCAGCCAACUCCGGAAGUAUGGAAAGCGAGCUCGACAGUUUAAGGGAUGCUCUGAUGAAAGCCCGGCUGGACACCACCUCCCCGAAAGCCAAACGCCCAUCGCCAGUCAAGAUAUCGCCAGUUAAACAGUCCCAGCUGCGUAACUUCCUCUCUAAGGGGCACAUGCCUCCUGUUCGCUCAACUGCACCAGCCAACCUGUCCCGUUCAGCCUUCCUGUCGCCAAAAUAUUUCGAAGACCUGGACAACGUGAGCUCCUCUUCGUCCCUUUCACAGUCUAUGGAGCCUCAUCUGCCUCACUUGGAGGUGGAGGAAGAGGAGGAGGAGGAAGAGGAGCUGCAGCAAGAGCACCUUCCCAUAGCCACUGCCACCCCUUCAUACCCCCGACACCCCACAGUGGUGAGGACACCCUCCAUCCAGCCUGGUUUCGGAGCAAUCCAGUCGACACCGUUGGGCAAAAUGCAGUCAGUGCCUGGCAUGGGCUUCAGACUGAGCCCUAUCGCCAGCCCAAUUCCCACCAAUAAGAUCAACCUGAGCGGCGCCGACAGCACCGCACUCGCCACCAAAACGGUCAAGCACGGGGCGCCGCCCGCUGAGAGGACCGUGCCUGUCACCAUCCCAGCUCAACAGGCCGCAGCCAGCGCUGCCCUUCGAAGGCUGAUGGCCAAUCAGAAGACGGCUGUAGUCAACACCUCCUUGACAGAAUCCACCUUAAAAACCGUGCCCCAGGUUGUCAACGUCCAGGAACUGAAGGACAAAGGGGCUCUUGUGUCAACACCCACAAUUAACAGCUCAUCGACAGCCGACUCGGCCGCUGUGCCACUGCACGUUGCUGCUUCGAGUGCAUCCAUCCUGCCCAAGCGACAGAACCCCGGGCAAGGAGUUCAAAAGCCAUCGAAUGGAAGCACAAGCGUGCCACAAGCGAGCUUCAUGUUUGGUCAGUCGGACUCAGCUGUCGCACCUUCAAACUCAGCCGAAUCAAGUGUCAGCAAAGGUUUCUCCUUCACUUCUACCCCAUCAAGCUUCAGUUUUUCAUCAGUCACACCAGCAGCUGGAAUACCUCCAGCGAAGGAUGUGAGUGAGUUCUCCUUUGGUGGAAAUGGCAAGAUGAUAUUUGGUCAGACUGUCGAGGAGCCGUCAAAGCCCCCCUCUCCUUCGCUAACUUUUACCGUGUCAGCCACACAAGCAGCAUCUUCGGAAGCGCCCGUGCCCGUUUCUUCCUCAAUUUCAACGCAACCUCAACUUCCUAAAAUGACUGGUGGAGAAACUUUGGGCAGUUUCUCCGGGCUACGUGUCGGUCAAGGAGAAGAAGCUAAAGAUUCCUCUAACAAAUCUACCCCUGCUAACACCGCGUUCACCUUUGGAGGGACUGCAAUUGGCAAAGGAACGGCACAGUUCAGCUUCGGUAGUGAUCAGAAGUCUGCGGGAGACUCCCUGGGAGCCGACUUGUCCAAGUCCGGUAGUUUAUUCAAACCUCCUGAGGCCAACCCCAAGCUGACCUUUUGCGUGACCACAUCCAACACGCCUGCCUCGGCGCUGCACACGUCUUUUAGCAGCCUGCUCGCAGCCCCUGCCGAAGUAACAGAAGACCCAAAACCAACCCCGCAACCUUCAGAGCCCCCACCAUCGCAUGUGAAAGACCCUUCUCCAGAGCCUUCCGUUGAGAGCAUCACACCCGUAGAAACCCCCAAGCCUUUGCCAGAUGCGGCUAUCGUCAAAGACCCCGAUCCUGUUCCACAGGCUUCCGUUUCAGUCCCAGCAACGGAAGCAACCACCCUGGCUCCAAUCACCGCGGCAGAUACUGCCCAGGACGUCACGUCGGGCGCCCCUGUGAUUCCCGUACCCCAAGCAGCCUCACCGGCAUUCCAGGCGCCCACUUCUGAGAAGCCCGGCUCCAUUUUCACUCAGCCCACGACGACGGAAAGCGGCUCUACCGCCGUGACGCCUGCCCCCGCCGUCAAUGCGACGGCUGGACCCGAGGCCGUUGCGGCAAGCACCCAUGAGGCUGCCAUCCCUACUUUUGCAGUCACUACCACCACCAGUGUCGGCACAGUGUUUGGGCAACCUGCCGCAGCCCCUCCAGUCUCCGCAGCCCCCUCGGUGUUUGGCUCAUCCGCCUUCGGCACAUCAACCGGAGGUGGUUUCGGCAAGUCGGUUUUCGGCCAACCGAGCGGCUUUGGCCAACCCGCGAGCAACAACACGACGCCCAGCGGCUUCUCUUUCGGACAGUCGGCAUUUGGAGCGAGUGCCAGCGCUGUCACCACUGGAGGAGGAGGAGGCGGUCUUUUCGGAGUACCUACUCCGGGCAACGCCAGUUCCUUUUCUUUUGGCGCGAGCACAAAUGCCAGCACGUCCAGCGGCACCAGCACUGGACUGUUUGGACAGAGCACCACCUCGGCGUUUGGACAGAUCUCCACUUUCGGACAAGCGUCUCUAUUUGGGAGUAAUACCACGACGUCCUCAUCUACAGGAUUCAGCUUCGGUCAGCCGUCAGGUUUUGGAUCCUCUGCUCCGUCUGGGUUCGGCCAGCAAGCCAACACGGGGAGUGUAUUUGGACAGCCGCAGCAGCCUUCUGGCGGAGGCCUGUUCGGUUCCAGCGCUGCCAAUCCAGCGGGCCCAUCAGGCGGCAGCCUCUUUAGUGGCCUUGGAGGCAAGCCGAGCGAAGAUGCCGUCAACAAGAAUCCUUUUGGUCCGACUGCUUCCGCCGGAGGCUUUGGGCAACCUGCUCAAACUGGCGCCCCCGGUCUAUUUGGUAGUACUGUAGCCAAACCCAUUGGAUUUGGACAGGCCUCCUUUGGGGAGCAGAAAUCAAGCGGAACCUUCAGUUCCGGUGCGGGGAGUGUCGCAUCCCAGGGCUUUGGAUCCUUUGCCAGCCCAACAAAACCCGGCGCAUUUGGCAGCGCACCGGUGUUCGGGAGCCCACCCGCCUUUGGCACUUCGCCGUCAUUCGGGGCCAGUGCGGCAUUCGGUACCAGUCCCUCGUUCAGCAACGCUAUGGGCUCGUCCGCUGGGAAGGUGUUUGGAGAGGGAACGGCCGCGUCCAGCAUGGGCGGAUUUGGUUUUGCUUCCCCGUCCAGCGCGUCGUCCUUCGGGGCGCUAGCCAAUCAGAGCGCACCGCCGUCCUUCGGGGGUCUGGCCCAGCAGGGACCGGGCUUUGGGGCUCAGCCAGGCGGCUUUGCAGGCUUUGGACAGCAGCCGCAACCUGGAGGCUUCUCUGGAAAUGCCUUUGGCUCCACAAACCAAUCAAAUUCCCAAACCUUUGCUGGUUGGCGAAGCUAGUUUUACUGAUGCUACGGAAUUUACAAGCAAGUUUAAAUUUUCUUGAUUAAAAAGCAUCAAUAUGAGCCAAAAUUGGGGGGGCUGGGCUUCAUAAUUUCACAUGUAUGUGAAAGCUGUGUCGCUGUGCUUCUCUGUGAGUAUUCAUCGAAGGUAAACACCCUCCUAAUAAUUUCAUAUGUGGACAAAUAAUUCCUUAAAGUGGCAGAUUCGAUGGCCAUCAUUUUAUAUUGUAAUGCUGGGGGGGCUUAGUCCAGAUUAUUUGAGUUCAAUAUUUUGAACAGACCUGUCAAAAAUGUAUACAGUACAUAGAAAUUUUGAGGGACCCAAAUGGAACUUUUAUUUUCGUCAUAAUGACUGUGUUGUAUAUUUUUACAAAGAAAUAAAUAUGAUCUGAGGUCAA
This is a messenger RNA of Hippocampus zosterae (dwarf seahorse), 6439 nucleotides long. It is a transcript of the gene nup214, whose product is annotated as nucleoporin 214. The transcript is spliced from 36 exons. Gene Ontology annotation, cellular component: nuclear pore. Gene Ontology annotation, biological process: RNA export from nucleus; protein import into nucleus. Gene Ontology annotation, molecular function: protein binding; structural constituent of nuclear pore. The coding region runs from base 169 to 6039 and encodes 1956 amino acids. The record is from RefSeq and is a predicted model, not a curated record. NCBI's taxonomy places the organism in Eukaryota, Metazoa, Chordata, Actinopteri, Syngnathiformes, Syngnathidae.